UUGAAUUUCGAGGAAGACAACAAAGUGACUUCUUCUGGUUCAUUUCACUUUCUACUGGAAAAAGUACUCCCCAUUUGUUUCGGUUUCUCUUAUAAAUCUUCUCUUGUUACUCUGAUUUCUUUCUGUGGCAGAGACAACUUCUAGAGAGUGAAAGGAUCUUCUUCUUCCUCCAUGGCCAAGUUUCUUCAAACCUUCUUCCUUCUCUCUAUCCUUUUUCAGUCUCUCUUCUCUGCAAAAUCAGAAUCAUUUAUUGGUAUAAAUUAUGGACAAGUUGCAGACAAUUUACCACCACCAUCUGAAACAGCAAAGCUGUUAAAAUCAACAGCAAUUGGUAAAGUUAGAUUAUACGGUGCAGAUCCAGCUAUUAUAAGUGCCUUGGCUAAUACUGGAAUUGGAAUUGUUGUUGGUACAUCUAACGGCGAUAUACCAGCUUUAGCGAAUGAUCCAAACUUUGCCAAACAGUGGGUCAAUGCAAAUGUUAAACCUUAUUAUCCAGCUAGUAAUAUAAUCUUGAUUACAGUUGGUAAUGAAGUAAUGACUUCUGGUGAUCAAGGUUUAGCAUCACAACUUGUUCCUGCAAUGCAUAAUGUACAAGAGGCCUUGAAUUCUGAAUCUCUUGGUGAUAAGAUUAAGGUUUCAACUGUCCAUGCCAUGUCAGUGUUGGCAAAUUCUGAACCCCCUUCUGCUGGAAGUUUUAAUCCUGCAUUUGGAGACACAAUGAAAGGAUUGUUAGGAUUCCUGAGAGAUACUGGUUCACCGUUUACGAUUAAUCCAUACCCAUUUUUCGCUUACCAGAGUGAUCCUAGACCUGAAACUCUGGCUUUCUGUUUGUUUCAACCCAAUGCGGGGAGAUUUGACGCCGGUACUAAGAUCACAUACAUGAAUAUGUUCGACGCUCAGGUUGAUGCAAUCCGAUCUGCCUUAAAUGCAAUGGAUGCAAGGAGUGUAGAGAUUGUGGUGGCUGAGACAGGGUGGCCUUACAAGGGAGGUGACAAAGAGGUUGGAACUAGUGUAGAAAAUGCAAAAGCUUAUAAUGGUAAUUUGGUUGCACACCUUCGAUCAAUGGUCGGGACCCCAUUGAUGCCUGGUAAAUCUGUUGAUACAUAUCUUUUUGCCUUAUACGAUGAGGAUCUAAAACCUGGAGCUGGCUCAGAGCGGGCAUUUGGACUUUUCAAACUUGAUCGAACCAUAGCAUAUGACGCUGGUCUUACAAAGAGUAGCCAGACUCCAACUCCAACACCAACAACUCCCACAACUCCUACGACAACACCCACGACUCCAACAACUCCUACAACUCCCACAACUCCAGCAGGAAAGACAAAAGGAUGGUGCAUUCCAAAGGGUGGUCUUUCGGAUGCUCAAUUGCAGACAAAUAUUGACUACGCCUGUGGCCAACCAGGUAUGAACUGCGGUCCAAUCCAACCCAACGGUGCUUGUUUCGAACCAAACACUUUAGCAUCACAUGCUGCUUUUGCAAUGAAUCUGCUUUACCAAACUCUUGGUCGGAAUCCAUGGAAUUGUGAUUUCUCACAGACAGCAAUGAUAACUUCCACGAAUCCCAGUUAUAAAAACUGCAAUUAUCCUGGUGGAAGUACUUAAAAAAUGUGGGGACAAAGCUUUUGCCUAAUUAAGGCAGAAGACAAGGAAAAAGAGAUGUGUUGCAAUAAGUGUUCUACAAUUAUUCUUAGCUUUGAUGGAUGGGAUUGAAAUAUCCUCCACAUUUUCAUCUUCCUUUAGAUGGGUGGAGGAGAAAUCUCUGUACUAUUGUGAUAAUAAGUUAUAAUUAUAUGGCAAGUACUGGAGUGAAACAAGUAGGGUAAGAAAAGUCCAAUAAUUUGUAUUAAGAGAUUGUGAUGUUGUGGUAGGAAGUUCAAAAUGAAUGUAAAUCUGUGCUUAAUCAGAAACAGAAAUACAUCAAUUCAAGACAUAAC
This is a messenger RNA of Papaver somniferum (opium poppy), 1931 nucleotides long. RefSeq names its product glucan endo-1,3-beta-D-glucosidase-like. The transcript has 5 exons. Gene Ontology annotation, biological process: carbohydrate metabolic process. Gene Ontology annotation, cellular component: plasma membrane. Gene Ontology annotation, molecular function: hydrolase activity, hydrolyzing O-glycosyl compounds. Lineage: Eukaryota; Viridiplantae; Streptophyta; Magnoliopsida; Ranunculales; Papaveraceae. Bases 172 to 1599 code for a protein of 475 amino acids. The record is from RefSeq and is a predicted model, not a curated record.